Molecule: messenger RNA, 1563 nt
Organism: Trichosporon asahii var. asahii CBS 2479
Lineage: Eukaryota; Fungi; Basidiomycota; Tremellomycetes; Trichosporonales; Trichosporonaceae
Exons: 4
Coding region: 1-1563 (520 amino acids)
Molecular function (GO): protein binding
Source: RefSeq, a predicted model, not a curated record
AUGACCGUCACCGCUCCCUUCCAGCCGGCUUCCAAGCUCACCGCCUCUGGGUUGCUCAAGGAAGAGAUCGCAGUCCGGACCGAAAUUGGCGUCUUGGGCCAACGUCUCCGUGAAAUCGAGCAGAAGAAAGCAGCAAUGACCCCUCUGCCGGAAGAUAAGAAGGAAUGGGUCAAGGAAGCGGAUUCCUGGACCACCGUUAGCACAACGCCUCCCGGUGCGUCGAGUCUGCAGGCGGAUGUACUCAUUGCCAGCACUUUCGGCGGCCUCAGGCCCAACCGACGAUGUCUUACCGGCAGUCUUCGCUUUGACGGUAUGGUUCUCAAGGACGACCAGACUCCUGCAGACGUCGACAUGGAGGACGGUGACAUCAUCGACUGUGACCUGGACCCCACACGUCACAACAAGCUCGUUCGAGCACAGCUUGUCCUCAUUUCGACCAACUCCACCGAGCUCACGCCCGCGAUGACGGUCAUCGACCACAAUGUGUUCCCGCACAUCAUGGAGGCGAUCUACUCGUACGCCGACUUUGACACGCUGCUCGCCAUGCGACCGACCUCGAAGACGUACCGCGACUGGUCCGACGCCCGGCUAUCAGAGCAUGUCGUCGUUCACGUGCGGCGUCCCAAGAAUGAGCAAGGCAAGCCGAUAUGGGCUGCGGGAUCUCGCUCGGUCGAAAUUCAUGCACCCGGUGGAAGACGGUUGCCAUUCUUGCGCUCUUGGAAGAGAGCGAACGGUGACGACCUGUCGCAAUGGCGCGCAUUCGGCAAGUACUUUGGGCGAACUACGACACUCGACCUUGCAGACGAGGGCUUGAUGCGCGGACGAACUGAGUGUAUCAAGGCCGUUUGUCCCAAGCUGCAUACGCUGCGCAUGCUGAACAACUACGAGUCGGAACGGGAAGUCGCCAACAUGUCAUCAUCGGCCGUCUCCUUCCCCGGUAAUGCGAAGGACGGGACGUUCGUGCAGUUCUGCUAUGCUGCGAAACCGGCGGACCCGAUGGCAGAGGGAAGGGUAUCGCGUGCUCUAUUCGUCAACCCGAUCCCCCGCGGAGUGCGCCGAUGUGUCGUCAACCUCAUCGGUGACAUGCGCGACCCGAAGCUCAUCUUCAUCGCGAACACGACCUUACCGCCUGAGCUGCGCGAGCUCGUUCUUGUCUUUCACCAGAUCGCCGGCCCGACACCAGAAGUGAAGGACGACUACCAGAUUCCGAGCGCGACGCUGCACUGCUUCCACAGCUUCGCCCAACUCAUCGCGCAGAACGCUCACAAGUGCAAGAUCACCAUGGCCGGGGCGCUUGGCGUGAGCGAGCGGGUGUACGGAUUCGAAUACAUGGAAGAUCAGAACGAGCUUCGGGACACUCUCGUCGAGUUUCUGGGUCAUAUCGCAGACGAACAGACACCGAUGGGUCCCGACGAGAUCAAGAAGGCGAAUGCCGCUUUCCACGACAUCCCAUGGCCGUCCGUUGCCCAGUACCGGAAGACGCUUGCGCCCGGGCAGUGGGAGAACGAGUCCGUUCCGAGGCCUUGGUACUCAAGCCCGGAGCUGUCGUGGUACACGAAGUGA